AUGUAUUGGAAAAAUAAAUCUUCCUCACACCACGUUAAAUCGACCAAUGCUGCUUCUAACGAAUCUAUAGUACUUGAUAAUAUCAACCAAAAUCAGCCUACAGUUGAUAGUUCAUCUAAUAAGACCUUUGACAGUAGUGCUAGUAAUGAUAAUUCUAUAUUAUCAUCACUAAACGCACAAUUGAAAACAGAAACUGUCGAUUUACGUCUUAAUACAACAAGACAAUUUCUCCAUCUUGUCCAGAAAGGGCGUACAAAGAUGGAGGCGAGUAGCCUUUUGGCCGAGAGUUUAGGUAAAGGCCCAUGGUAUGCGUGGUGUAUUCGUGCCUGGGCAAACCAAUGGAAGAAUUGCAAAGAAUUAAUAAAGUCGAAACGUGGCCGACAUAUAAAAACGAAAUCUUUAAUACAUAAUAAAAGCAUUCGGCUUCAAAUAAAUCAGUAUUUGGAGAAAAAUAAAUUUAAAUUAGCCAUUCCAAAUUUUAUAAGAUACGUUAGUAGUAUUAUGCCUACUUUUAGAAUCACAAGUAAAAUUAUUAAUGUGGUAGAAGACAGAAAUCGUUUUCUGCAAGAGAUAGCUAGGUUAAGAAAACAAAUGGCCCAAUACGUAGGUGAAAAUUUAGACCAUAUUAUCUUUCCAGAACUUUAUCCUGAAAUAGUUCCUGUUACCCAAGAUGAGACCACUCUUUACACAAAUAAUGGUGUGAAGGAGUAUUGGAGCCCGGCGGGUAAAUAUAGCCUACGGAAAAAAUCACUAGGUCAAAGUAUUCACAUUAGUGAUUUUUUCUGUGAAUCUAUCGGGUGUCUCAAACUUUCAGAACACAAAAGUUAUAUAAAUGACUUACUUCCUGAUUACAUGCGUCUUAAAUAUACCCAUGCGUGUGUUGCUAUUUAUCCGGGUAUAAAUCGUGAUGGUGAAGAUAAAAAACCUCGUCGUAAUAGUACAAAGCCUGAUAGUUCUGUGCAUAUAAUGAACUAUAAAGAUAGUAAUGGUGUAUUAAGACCUAAGGGAAUUAAACGGGUUCUUAAAGAACAAAAUUUAUGGAUACCAGGCCUUUUAAAAAAGUGUAAUAAUUGUAAAAAAAAUAAGCCUGAUCCAAACAACCCAAACUGUUGCACUUCGCGUAUUCUUUCAGCUCAACCUGACUUUGCAGCUCAAAGAUCACGCUUAAGAGAGAUAAAUAA
Molecule: messenger RNA, 1181 nt
Organism: Dentiscutata erythropus
Lineage: Eukaryota; Fungi; Glomeromycota; Glomeromycetes; Diversisporales; Gigasporaceae
Source: the annotation of a GenBank genome assembly